Molecule: messenger RNA, 3026 nt
Organism: Melospiza melodia melodia
Lineage: Eukaryota; Metazoa; Chordata; Aves; Passeriformes; Passerellidae
Gene: CFAP20DC
Product: CFAP20 domain containing
Exons: 13
Coding region: 165-2144 (659 amino acids)
Source: RefSeq, a predicted model, not a curated record
UGGUGCAGCAAUAUCUGACACUUCAGAUUUUUGUGCCAUUGGGAAAAGACUUCGCCACUGAGUUACUGAUAACUGAUUUUGACAAUAUUAAAAGAAGAUUGUAUUUGUCAACAGUGCACAAGGAGUUGUCUGUAACCCCUCUGCAUGCCAAAAUUCCUCUGUUUAUGAUCAAGCGCAAAAUAUGGUGCAAUAUGUGUAUUGACUUGGUAACGUUUACCUAUGAAAUAUUCAGAGGAGCUCUCUUCCAGUCCUUGGAUGGAAUUACUAUUUCAGCCAACUGUAAGCUAAGAAAGGUCUUCACUUUAAAAUUCAAGCCUCCAGUUACAGCUGAGGAAGAUGGUACAUCCAUUGUUACACCUGGGCCAUACGAGGUCUCAGAUGAUAUUCCUCCAACCUGCCAGCUCAAUUCUGAUGUCCCACAAGUUACACAACUGCUGAAUUUAAAUGAAAUUCACAAGCCAAAAACAAAAUGCAGGGAAAAGGCAGUGCAAGAAACAGGCAUUCUGGCUAAUAGAGGCCAAGGCAACACAUGCAAUGGUAAAACUCAGGAUGUAUCACAUAUUGCAUUUGGGUCAAAGAUCCUUGGGCCACCUCCAUCUUCAAACAAAAGAACCAAUGCAAAGGUACCUGGAAAGGUAACAAAGACCUUGGGUAGCAAAACAUCGUGCCAACUUCAAAAUUCAGGAACACCAACUGAAACCAUACCAGAAAAUGAGAGGUUGGAGUCACCACUGUGGCCAUGCAAUGAUACUUUAGAUCAAGGAGGCAAAAGAGGUACUCUCCAAACACCUGCAAAUGAAUAUCAAAAUGACCCUGAAAUUCCGACUCUGACAACACCUGUAAGUGGAGAAGCAGAUUUUCAGCUCACGUCUCCACAAGUACCAUCACCAGACAAGGACAGUCAUAUAAGAUUAUCUCCAAAAAAUGCAGCCAAAGCCACAUGGGAGAUAACCAAUGAUACAUGGGUGUUUCCAGAGAGGUUCACUGAGAGCAUUCAGUUGGAUAGCAAGGAGCACUUUGAAGCUACUGCAAGUUCAGCCUGCUGUGAUUUACCCUCAGCCCAGAAUGCCUCUGUUGAGCUUCCCAACAGGGAAACAGCUGAUCACCAAAGGAGUAAGAAAGAGGUUUUCACAUUUUCAUCCAAACCUCGAUCAGCCCCUUAUGGAACAUCUCCCAACAUAUCCCCAGAAAGUUCCAUUUCCCCACUGGAGUUGGAGCCCGACAGUAACGGAGAACAGGAGCAAACCAAAACUGAAGAUAGCUUUGAAGGAGCUGACAGCAGUGAGGAGGAUGACAACAGUGAACUCAUCCAGAGUGCUGAGAACAUUGAGAACAGCCACAGCAGACAAGGGACACCUGAUUCAGCAGUUUUUAAAGAGAUCCCAUUAAAUAAGAUGUCACAGGGAAAUGAAUACUGGAAGAAUAAGGAACACAGCAAAUUUAACUUCGAAGAGGCCGUCUUAUCAAAACCACAGAGUUCCACCAUGACAAAAACAGAAUCUAUUAGCUUUCAGAGAAGUUUAAAGCCUAUCCUUUCUCUUUCUCCAAUUCAAAGUAAAUCCAAAUCUUUUAGAGUAAUUAGAAAUGUAUCUGAAGAAACUGAAAGAUAUGAAGGAGUUUCAGAUCAAUUCAAAAGAUCUGUCAGUAAAACAUCUCUCAAGAAAGUUUCCAACGGAAAUUCAUGUCUGACAGCACAGACUUUUGAGUAUGACAGGAAAAAGUACCAGUCAAAUAGACUGAGUUCAUCUGAACUACAGAUGCUGGCCAGCACGAAGAGACAACAAAAUGAAGAAUUAUGGGAUGCUGGGAUUUCCCAUGGGCUGGGUGCCACACUGAUCGAUUGCUGCAAUGUCACCCUAAGUAUGAGCAGUGAUGAUGAUACAGCAACCUGGAACUCUGGUUUCUCACCACCUGUCAGUCAGCAGCAUCACUAUCAGAAAGAAAUGAGCCCACUUUCCCAUUCCAGCCCACGGGACUCGUUAAAUGUGUUCAGUCCCCCUGUCAUUCCUGGAAGCCAACAACUAGAAGAGAACACUAAAUCUUCAACAAAACAGAGACCUCCAGAUUCUCAAAAAACCCCGCUGUACUUUAUAAAGAGAUCAUUUCUCCAAGAAACAGGAGAGAACAACAAAGCCAUUCCAUGACCUUCCCUCCCCAAACAGGACAGUUUGGAUUUUUUCUGAGCUACUGGACACCCCUCUCUAUGAAAGCAGCAGAGAAGCUGCAGUGCUGUGUGAUAAAGGCCUGUCAGAUUGGAUCAUCCCCAUCAAACAUCAGAAUCUGGGUAUUUUCCUAGGUACCAAAAAAACCCAAUGGACCAUGGUAACUAGAUAGUUUGGAGUAUCAUUUUUGAAAGAGGUGCUAGAUAAAUUGUGUCCUGUGAUAUAUCUUGAGCACCUUGGGAAAAACUUUUUUUCCUUAUUCAUUUCAGUUGAGGUCAGUAAUUUGUGUGGUUCAUUACUGACAGUUAUAUAUCAGAUCUGAACAGCAAACUGAAUGCUCAAAUCCAUUCCAGGAAAUUCUGCUGCUCUGCUCAGCCUCACCUUUUUUUUGAUUUUUUUAAUACCACAUUAGAUAAUUACUUAAUUCUCAUGUUGGGAAGUGUCCCAAGUUUAUUUACUCUGUGCAGUUUUCCAGUGUUCCAAGUGUCACAAGAUAACAAAACCAUAUAAAGAGCCCUGAAAAUCUGCAAUGAGUCAUACUCUAUUCCAGAUAGGAAUUUUAUCUAAAAAUAUCCUUAAGUAAAAAUAGUAUAGCAUUAGUAAAUUAAUAAAGAUUGGUCAAUUUUUAUAUUUUAAAGAAAUCUUUAAGUUGAGGCUUAACUUUGGGGGAAAAAGUGAUUCCUUUCUAAGAAAGGAUUUCACUCUGUAGUUCCUUUCUUAACAUUUGCACCAUCCAUUAGUUAAAUGGUGAGAUGCAAUGAGUAGUCUUCUAUUCAACAGGUUUCCCGAUACAAUAAGAGGAAAAAAUUAGACUCCUAAGUAUGAUAAAUUUCCACAGAUUUUUCCAUUAUUGGGCACUGAUGU